This is a messenger RNA of Dinoponera quadriceps, 5026 nucleotides long. It is a transcript of the gene nAChRa3, whose product is annotated as acetylcholine receptor subunit alpha-like. The transcript is spliced from 14 exons. NCBI's taxonomy places the organism in Eukaryota, Metazoa, Arthropoda, Insecta, Hymenoptera, Formicidae. Gene Ontology annotation, molecular function: acetylcholine-gated monoatomic cation-selective channel activity; transmembrane signaling receptor activity. The record is from RefSeq and is a predicted model, not a curated record. Gene Ontology annotation, cellular component: synapse; postsynaptic membrane; neuron projection. Gene Ontology annotation, biological process: regulation of membrane potential; chemical synaptic transmission; signal transduction. The coding region runs from base 610 to 2316 and encodes 568 amino acids.
GCGCCGUUCUCUACUCUCGUGCGCUCCUCGUCGCCGUCGACGCGCGUCGCGGCGCUCGAGAGCGUUCCCUCACGGAACACCUCUAUCUGACCGUUCGCGGCGAUCCUCCGCUACACCGCUCCGGUGUACCGUUCUGUUCCGGUGUACGCUCCUCCGGUACGUCCGUAUCGGGCCUCGAAGCACCGACCGUCGACGGAAUCGACGAGAGUAAGAGAGACGGAGAGCGUGCGCGCGCGCCUGUCUCGUUAACGACACGUCGCGCCCGCUGUUCACGCGUGCACGUCGCGACGCCUCGCGACUGCUCCACGGAGGACGUCCUCAGGGAUAGCCCGCGGUGGAGCGCGUAAGGUUAUAAUCCUGCCCUGUUGUUGUCGUCGUCGACAUCGUCGCCGUGGGUAGUGGUGGUACUAGUGCCGGUGCUGGUGAUUGCCGUCGUCGUCGUUGCGGUAGCGUCCAGAAUUGUUGUUGUCGGACGCAGCUUGCACAGGGGGGAACCGUCCAAUAGAAACUCAUCCACAGACGUCCCAGAGGCAGCCGGCUUCGCGCGAAAACUGAAGGGUCUGGGGCGCGCGAAGGCGAGAAGAAAUGAGGUGGACGUGACACAAUGACAUGAUGAAGAGCCUGGUGGGGAUCAUGUGGAUAGUGUUGGUGCUCAUAUCAGGAUGCUCAGGAAAUCCAGACGCGAAGCGAUUAUACGACGACCUCUUGUCGAACUACAACAAGCUGGUUCGUCCAGUGGUCAACGUCACAGACGCCCUCACCGUUAAAAUAAAGCUCAAGCUUUCGCAGCUCAUCGACGUGAAUUUGAAGAAUCAGAUCAUGACGACGAACCUCUGGGUCGAACAGUCGUGGUACGAUUACAAGUUGAAAUGGGAUCCAAAGGAGUACGGUGGGGUGGAGAUGCUGCACGUGCCAUCGGAUCACAUAUGGAGGCCCGAUAUAGUUUUAUACAACAACGCCGACGGCAAUUUCGAGGUGACGCUGGCGACGAAGGCGACUUUGAACUACACGGGUAGGGUCGAGUGGAAGCCGCCGGCGAUUUACAAGUCUUCCUGCGAGAUCGACGUCGAAUAUUUUCCUUUCGACGAGCAGACGUGCGUGAUGAAGUUCGGCUCGUGGACUUACGACGGCUUCCAGGUCGAUCUUAGACACAUCGACGAGGUCCGAGGCAGCAAUGUCGUCGACAUCGGCGUCGAUCUGUCGGAGUUUUAUACUUCCGUCGAGUGGGACAUACUAGAAGUCCCUGCUGUAAGAAACGAAAAGUUUUACACGUGUUGUGACGAGCCUUACCUCGACAUCACCUUCAACAUCACCAUGAGACGGAAGACUCUGUUCUACACCGUCAACCUCAUAAUACCGUGUAUGGGAAUAUCCUUCCUCACGGUGUUGGUAUUUUACCUGCCAAGCGACAGUGGCGAAAAGGUCAGCCUAUCCAUUUCGAUUUUAUUGUCGCUGACUGUGUUCUUCCUCUUGCUGGCCGAGAUCAUCCCGCCCACGUCACUCGUGGUACCGCUCCUCGGUAAAUUCGUCCUCUUCACCAUGAUCCUCGACACCUUCAGUAUAUGCGUAACAGUGGUGGUCCUCAACGUUCACUUCCGUUCGCCGCAGACCCACGUGAUGGCACCGUGGGUCCGACGCGUGUUCAUCCACGUUCUGCCGAGACUGCUGGUAAUGCGCAGGUAUAAUACGCCAUCGCAGAGAACCGAUUACGAUUCCAGGCCGCAGUACCAGUUAGACAGGCGUAGCAUGGCCGGGCAUCAUGGGCAUCGCGUGAUGGUCCGAACAUGCAACGGCCUCGAAUUGCGAGACCCAUCACUGUUCGUCGAGACGUCGGCCUCGGAGCUGGUCGAGUCCUCCGUACUUUUUCCUAGUGUCGAUUCACGGGACGAGCUGCAACCUCGGGAGUUGGGAGCGGUAAAUCUGGGGAGCACGUGCCAGAUCCACGGUUCGCCCGCGGCGACGGCUACCGCGCCGCCGCCGCAGCUCCCGACAGAGGAGAGCGUUGACGCUCUCUGCAACACGCUUCAUCAUUGGCAUCACUGCCCAGAACUGUACAAGGCCAUCGAAGGCAUCCGCUUCAUUGCCGAUCAUACGAAGAGGGAAGAGGAUUCUACUAGAGUCAAAGAGGACUGGAAAUACGUCGCGAUGGUGCUCGACAGACUAUUCCUCUGGAUCUUCACACUAGCCGUGGUCGUCGGCACGGCUGGGAUUAUACUGCAAGCGCCGACCCUGUACGACGAUCGCAUCCCCAUCGACGUACGGCUCUCCGAGAUCGCCUCCACCACUGCCAAGCCACACAUCGUCACGAGCCUCUGAGGGACAAUUACUAAUUACGUUAUUGCCGCGCGCGCGCGUAAACACAUUAACGACACAUACGAACACGCGACCUACACGCCGACAUAAGCGACAAGCGAUUACGUACUAACGUCCGAAAGACUGAAGCCUCGCUGAGUCUUCGACCUUUGCGCGAAUGUGGGAGCCGUGCGUGCGCGGCUCGCACGGCCGCUGCCGAACGGAGAAUUCUUAUUGUUGAGACAAUACCGCCACGAUAUCACCGCUGCGCGAUGCAGCGGAACGUCACACCGCUAAUCGAUCCUCGCUGGGAGAAGGACCGGCGGCGAAUCGAUCGUAGAGAAUGCAUAAGGGAGGGCCUUUGAAACCUUUGUGAGGCCGGUAUCUGUAUUUUAUUUUCGCGAUAUAUAUUUCCUCCGGUAUCUUUGAUUAAAUCUUCUUCUUCCUUCGGCUGAUCUUCAGAGAGUGAGGGGGAGAGAGAGAGAGAGCUCAAGCCGUCUCCCUCGACGCGCUAUUCGACGGAAAUUUCACAAAGUUAUUUCUCCGCUACUUGAAUUUUUACAAACUUCCCUCCGGGGAGAGGAGGUCCUGCAUCCUGAUAUUAAAAUCAGCUUGAUCGCGAUUUAUUUGGCGCAAUCGCGAUUUGGCUUUGAGAGCGUCGUUGAAUUCCUUUCCGAUCGCGUUGUUGUUCAUAAAAAGAAGUGCGUGCUCUCGCAAAGAAAUGUUAAAUUAAUUAGGAUCUAAGGAGCGGGCAGGUGAGAAAGGGAGAGGAGAAAGCGUGACCACAUCACGGACCACAAUCAUAUUCGUGCGUUGGCUUUUGUCGUCUUGCUAAGAAUUCUCGAACUACAGCGGGAGAUGAGCUUUCCGCGCAAACGUAUAGGAGGAAGUAAAAAGGAAGGAGUAUCACGAUGAAAAAAAAAAUUAAUACGUUUCAACCACUUGCACGUUGAUCGCGUUUGAUUCCGUGUAGCACGUGAAAGGAGUAAGAAGAAGUAAGAAGAAGUUCAUAACGUAUAGGUAAUACAAUAAUCCGAUGAGCGCAAGAUGGAUCUUCUUAUUUCUCGAAUUAAAUAGGAGAGGAAUUAGAAAUUACGCACGUAGACGGAUAUGGGAUUUUUUCGCGUUUUGUGUGUAGGUUCUAUUUUUUUUUUAAUAUAUAUUCGAGACAUAUUAAUAAAUUGCGAUAAAAUUUGUUAUACGUUGCUCAUGUUAUACGGUAUGUUUUAAAAUUAUAGAGACUUGACUGGCUGGUAGAUAUCACAGAGAAACGACACACACACACCCACACACACACACACAUAUGUAUAUGUAUAUUUAAAAAAUUAGACCAAUUUCCAAAAAUAUCAGAGAGGAAAAGCUAACACCUUACAAUAUUAUACAAGACAGACUGACUUUCGCUUCAAUCCGAAGACAAUCGAUAUUCUCUAUCAAGAUAAUCUAACGUUACUGAAUCUUAUUUCGAAGAAAAACAACUACACGUCUAUCGCAGACGUGACGUCUCAAUUUUCCAACGAGUACUCUUCAGUCGUCUGCAAUGCGGCCGUCGUAGAGUCGUAAACAGGAUCCGCUUGAAGCUGCGAACACUUUACGAACGCUUGAAGAAAGAAUACGAUUGGUCUAUGAGGCGCUUCGAAGCAUUUGCAGCGUGAAGCGAGUUCUACCGUACGAUUCUCCUGCGAGCGUAUUGUCGACGACGCCUUCCAAGUCUCUACGACUCCAAGAAGCGAAAACAUCGACUAUCGUAUCGACCGCUGCGUUCUCGAUCGGCUCGGCGCUGCGGUAACGCCGGUGUCAAUGACGCUCCGCCGACGCGUCAAUUACGCUUCGCGAAAACGCGAACACGUCCCCACGUUCCGUCACACACGCAUUCCAUCACGUACGUGUUACGUAAGAAUGGAAUUCGGCCUUGCCCCCACUCCCGAGCCAUGUCAGCUGGCCGCUCGACCACGUGGUCGUUCAUUCCGCUGCGGCGCGGCCAGUACCUCGCGCGCAUGCGCGCGUUUAAAGUGCGGUGUUCAUUCAGCGGCCGGCAUUUUUUCCCGAGGGUCGUAAUUCGCGAACAAAUCGAACGUAGAAACGUAAAGCAGCUUCCUCGGCGAACGUCCGCGCUGUUCUUUUAAGGUACGUACAUGCGCACCUUUACGCGAGAGAUAACUGCGAGCACACGUCCUGAUAGAUUUAAGUCCGAAAACUGCCCCCCCCCACCCCCCUCGCGCAUGCGACACCCAUCCUCUCUCGUUCGCGCGAAGAACGUGUUUAUCUCUGGCCGAUUUUAUCAGCCGGUCAAGUCUUCGUCUGUAAUCCCGAAUAAGCAUCCUUCGUACUUCGAGUGUUAAUCCACUUAAUAGUUUCGGAAAUUGGAAUUGUUCGGGUUAAGUGGUAUCUCGUUAUAUUUAUCGCGCGUGUUGAAUACACGACGGACUCGGCACCACACCGGCGAUCGUGCGAUUAGAUUCGAGCAAUAAGAAGAGCUCGCUUAUCAUCACCGGGUUUCAGAUGCGGCCUGUUUCGCGACUAGGGAAAAUAUAAUGAAGUUUAAUAAAGGAAAUGAAUAUAUAGUAAGUAAUGGGAGGACGAAACACGUAUAUACUAUAGAAUUAAUUCAGAAAGAUCUUAACAGUGCGAUUUCGUGCCAGUUGCAUUCCGUAGCUCUCCCCCUGGCAGAUUAAUUAGACGAUAAUGUUUAUUAACAACGUUACCUUAUCCCCGUCUGCAUGUCAAGGAACAUAAA